AUGGUCCUCGUCCUCGCCCUCGCCCUCAUCGGUGCCCUCCCCGUCGCUCUUGCCGCUCUUGCUGAGUCUGCAUCGCCCUUUGCUGGCUCUACUUCCACCGCAGCCUUCCCUCCUCCCGAUGUUACAGCAACAUUGUACGACUCCUACUUUCCCGAUGAGUCCCAAGUCGGCUUCCCCGGUGCGACCCCCACUGGAGCAGAGCCCGAGGCGAUCGCGACCGCCCCUGCAGCGUCCCUCAACUUUGACACAUAUCCAGUCAUCGUACCCUCCUCCCAGUACACCACAUCCGGUCCAGCAUUUAACCCCAUGUACCACUGGGGUAAUCUUGGACCAUGGUACUCUGUUGGUGGCGCCUUUGGCUUGCCUAACACUUCUCCUCAAAUUCCGGAUGGUUGUGAGCUAGAACAGGUGCACCUCCUGUUCCGUCACGGUGCCAGAUACCCUACCGCGGGUGAAGCCCCCAGCGUCCUUGCUGCCGCUUUGCACAAAGUGGCCCAGACUACAGGCUUUACCGCAUCGGGUCCUCUCGAAUUUCUCAACACCUGGACCUAUACCCUUGGUCAGGAGCUCUUGACUCCAUUCGGUCGAGAACAGCCGUUCCAGCUAGGAGUUGGUUUCCGAGUCAAAUAUGGGAGACUACUCGACAAAUUUACAAGUAUACCUGUCUUUCGAACGACUUCUAUGGAUAUGCGGUCCGUUCAGAUCGAAUGGUGGCUUCGAUGCAAGUCCAACUUUGCGGCUGGCUUUUUCGGCAUCCCACAGUACUUGACGUCCUAUCAUGAAGAGAUAAUCAUCGAAGCUACCGGGUACAAUAACACUCUUGCGCCCUAUGAUACCUGCACAGAUUCGAACAACGGUGUUGGUGGUACGAUAGGCGAUUACGCUUCCGGUAACUGGACUCAGAUCUACCUGAAGAAAACCACGGAGCGCCUGCAGCAGUACUUGACUGGGUUCACAUUAACCCCCGACUACGUAUAUGCUAUGCAGGCUCUUUGUUCUUACGAAACUGUAUCUUUGGGUUACUCCCAAUUCUGUGGUCUCUUCACAGAAGAAGAGUGGCGAGGCUUCGAAUAUUCCAUUGACUUAUCUUUUUGGUAUGGCCAAGGUCCCGGAAACCCUAAUGCUGCUGCCAGGGGCGUCGGUUACGUCCAGGAACUCCUUGCACGACUUACCAAAACGCCGUUGACAACCUUCGACACGACUCUCAACAGUACCUUGGACGGGAACAGUAUAACCUUCCCUCUAGAUCAGCCGAUCUAUGCGGAUGCUACCCAUGAUGUCGUCAUUGCAACUAUCAUCACUGCCCUGAACUUCACAUCCAUGGCGGCCGGUGGCCCUCUCCCGUGGGAUCACAUUCCAGUAGAUCACACGUAUCAUGUACAACACUUUGCAGCCUAUGCUUCCAAUCUUGUCGGCCAGGUCGUCUCAUGUCCCGCCUCGACAGAUUCCAUCAAGGAGACGUUCAUCCGCUUCCUACUGAACGACGGCGCCGUUCCGCUCACCGGAAUUGCACACUGUGAAGCCGAGAACGAAGACGGCUUGUGUCCGCUCGCCAACUUCAUCGAGGGCUUAAAGGAGCGCGUUGCUGAGAUUGACUUUGACUACGACUGCUACGGGAACUACACCAUUCCUACGCCUGAUACGAUUGUGAAUGGCCGGAUGAUUUAA
Fibroporia radiculosa is the source of this 1668-nucleotide messenger RNA. RefSeq lists its product as uncharacterized. NCBI's taxonomy places the organism in Eukaryota, Fungi, Basidiomycota, Agaricomycetes, Polyporales, Fibroporiaceae. The coding region runs from base 1 to 1668 and encodes 555 amino acids. The record is from RefSeq and is a predicted model, not a curated record. The transcript is spliced from 8 exons. Gene Ontology annotation, molecular function: acid phosphatase activity.